ACACCCGCCGUGGCGGAGCCAUUUCUCUCUUGUCAAAAAAAUAAAAUAUAAAAUUUAAAAAGGAGGGGAGAGGGAGAGGCAGGAAAGGGGGGGUUUGGCCGAAGAUGGCGGCUCCCAGGAAGGCGUGAAACUCUUUUCCAAAGCGAAAGACCCCGAAAUACGAGCCGUGUUCCCACAAAACACGGUGUUUGUAACCUAAAAAACACCCGUCCCCCCAAUUCUGGCGGUUAUUUGUAAUUUUUAUUUUUACUGACUAUUUCGCGGUGCGCGAGCUUUGUCUUCCUCCCCGCCCGUUCGUGUUUAUUAAAACGACCACCGCCAUCUUGGGUGAGGGCGCUUUUCGGGUUAACACACACAAAAAAAUUAAAAAAAUUAAAAAUAAAAUAAAGAAUUCAACUCUUUUUCCCGUCAAAGAUGAGCAGUGUGAGAAAAAAAAAAAAUACCGCGGUGUGAAUUUUCUGUGACGAAAGGUUGGAAGUAGCGAUUCGACUGCGUUUUGUUUUUUUUAAAACAACGUCCUGUUGGUUUUUUUUUUGGUUUUUUAAAACAACGUCCUGUUGGUUUUUUUGGGGGGGUUUUUUAGAACAGCGUCCUGUUGAGUUUUUUUUUUUUGGUUUUUUUUUUUUUUAACUCCGCCCGCCAUUUCUGUUGAGGGCUUGGAGAGCGGAGUUGUUGUUUGGUUGUCAAGAAGAUGGCGGCUCCCAGAGAGUCAUGAAUGAAGUCGCUUUCCCCGCAAAUUCACAAACCGAGUCCACUUUUACAAAGCGUACUUCUUCGGAUCUUCUGCAGAAACACCAGGCUUAAAAAAAAAGACUCGAGAAAAUGGCUUCUACAGUUUCGGCGGGCUCCGGUACCGCCGGCUCGCCUCUGCAGCCCCGGUGGAAGCGGGUUCUGGGAUGGUCCGGUCCGGUUCCGAGGCCGCGCCACGGGCACCGCGCCGUCGCCAUCAAGGAGCUCAUGGUUGUUUUCGGAGGUGGAAACGAGGGGAUAGUUGACGAGCUGCACGUUUAUAACACAGCCACAAACCAGUGGUUCAUCCCGGCAGUGCGUGGAGAUAUCCCCCCGGGAUGCGCUGCCUAUGGAUUCGUGUGCGACGGGACGAGGCUGCUGGUGUUCGGAGGGAUGGUGGAGUACGGGAAAUACAGCAACGACCUGUACGAACUGCAGGCCAGCAGGUGGGAAUGGAAGAAGUUGAAACCCAAAGCCCCCAAAAACGGCCCCCCUCCCUGCCCCCGCCUGGGGCACAGCUUCUCCCUGGUGGGUAACAAGUGCUACCUCUUCGGGGGUCUGGCCAACGACAGCGAGGACCCCAAAAACAACAUUCCCAGGUAUCUGAACGACCUGUACAUCCUGGAGCUGCGCGCGGGCUCCAGCGCGGUCGGCUGGGACGUGCCCAUCACGUACGGGGUCCUGCCCCCCCCGCGGGAGAGCCACACCGCCGUGGUCUACACAGAGAAGGACAGCAAGAAGUCCCGACUGGUCAUCUACGGGGGCAUGAGCGGCUGCCGGCUCGGGGACCUGUGGACCCUGGACAUCGACACCCUGACAUGGAACAAGCCCACCCUGAGCGGCACAGCCCCACUGCCACGCAGCUUACACUCCGCCACCACCAUCGGAAACAAGAUGCAUGUGUUUGGUGGUUGGGUUCCUCUCGUCAUGGAUGAUGUGAAGGUAGCGACUCACGAGAAGGAGUGGAAAUGCACCAACACCCUGGCCUGCCUCAAUCUGGACACGAUGACCUGGGAGCCCAUUCAGAUGGACACCCUGGAGGAUAACGUCCCGCGCGCGCGGGCGGGGCACUGCUCCGUGUCCAUCAACUCACGCCUCUACGUGUGGAGCGGCCGGGACGGCUACCGCAAGGCCUGGAACAACCAGGUGUGCUGCAAGGACCUGUGGUACCUGGAGACAGAGAAGCCGCCUGCCCCCUCCCGAGUGCAGCUGGUCCGGGCCAACACCAACUCCCUGGAGGUGAGCUGGGGGGCGGUCCCCACCGCGGACAGCUACCUGCUGCAGCUGCAGAAAUACGACAUCCCAGCAGCCACUGCGGCCACCUCCCCUGUGCUGAACCCAGUCUCCUCGCUGCCCGCCAGCCACCCCAAGAGCCCUGCCCCCGCGGCCUCCGCCCCCUCCGCACAGAGCCUGCCCCACUCCGGGGUCACCCUGCUGCCCCAGGCCGGCUCCCCCUCCCCCUCCGGACUGCCGGUGCUGCCCUCCAUGCCAGGGAGCCCGCUGGGGGCCGCCACCGCCCGAGGACCAGCCAUCCUCAAGGUGGCAGCACCUCAGUCCAGCGGCACCUCCAUCGUCACGGUGAGGCAUGCCAGCCAGGCUGGCAAGUCUCCUGUCACCGUGACCUCACUUCCUGCCGGCGUGCGGAUGGUCAUGCCAACGCAGAGUGGCCAGCCAAUGGGAAGCAGCCCCCAGAUGAGCGGGAUGGCUGCAUUGGCUGCCGCAGCCGCCGCCACCCAGAAGAUCCCGCCCUCGGCCACGCCCACCAUGCUGAACGUUCCGGCCGGAGCCACGAUCGUCAAGACGAUGGCCCUGACCUCCGGGUCGUCUGCGGUCAAAGUGGCGUCCCCGAUCAUGGUCAGUAACCCUGCCACGCGGAUGCUGAAGACUGCAGCAGCUCAGGUGGGCACCUCCGCCUCGUCCACGGGCAACACUCCCACGCGGCCCAUCAUCACCGUGCACAAGUCCGGCACGGUGACCGUGGCACAGCAAACGCAGGUCGUCACCACCAUGGUGGGAGGAGUCACCAAAACCAUCACACUGGUGAAGAGCCCCAUCACCAUGCCAGGGGGCAGCGCGCUGAUCUCCAAUUUGGGUAAAAUGAUGUCUGUGGUGCAAACGAAACCAGUCCAGACCUCCCACACAGGACAGACGACAUCUAAUUCCCUUGCUCAGCUCAUACAGGCUAAAGGGCAGCUCCCAGCCGGCACCAUUCUGAAGCUGGUCACCUCUGCCGACGGCAAACCGACCACCAUCAUCACCACGUCGCAGGCCGGAGUCACCGGCAACAAGCCCACCAUCCUGGGCAUCAGCAGCAUGUCCCCGACCGCCACCAGCAAACCUGGCACCACCACCAUUAUCAAGACCAUCCCCAUGUCUGCCAUCAUGACCCAGCCCGGGGUCACAGGAGUGACCAGCAGCCAGGGCAUGAAGUCCCCCAUCACCAUCAUCACCACUAAGAUGAUGACGUCCGGUACAGGAACCCCCUCCAAAUUCAUCACCGCCAUGCCCAAACUGAGCGGGGGGCCCGGCCAGCAGGGGCUCACGCAGGUGGUUUUGAAGGGCGCCCCUGGCCAGCCCGGUACGUACCUGCGCACCGUCCCGAUGGGAGGGGUCAGGCUGGUCACCCCGGUCACCAUGUCCUCCAUCAAGCCCAACGUCACCACGCUGGUGGUCAAGGGAACCACAGGAGUGACCACCCUCGGCACGGUCACUGGCACCGUGUCCACCAGCCUGGCGGGGGGCAGCGUUGCCGGCGCCAACGCCUCCCUGGCCACGCCCAUCACCACGCUGGGCACCAUCGCCACGCUGUCCAGCCAGGUCAUCAACCCCGCGGCCAUCACUGUGUCCACGGCGCAGACCAGCCUGACGACCGCCGGCACUCUGUCCACACCCACCGUCACCAUGCAGCAGCCCGUGAGCCAGGCCACCCAGGUGACUCUCAUCACGACCCCCAGCGGCGUGGAGGCCCAGCCCAUCCAGGACCUCCCCGUCUCCAUCCUGGCCUCGCCCACCUCCGAGCAGUCCGCCGCGGCCGUGGCCAUCGCCGGGGAGUCUGGGGCUGGAGACCAGCCCGGUACAGUCACCCUGGUGUGCUCCAACCCUCCCUGUGAGACCCACGAGACCGGAACCACCAACACAGCCACGACUGCCUCCUCAAACAUGGGGGUUCAGAAAGUGUGCUCCAACCCUCCCUGUGAGACCCACGAGACCGGAACCACCAACACAGCCACGACAGCAUCUUCCGAUAUGGGAGUCCAGAAAGUGUGCACAAACCCGCCCUGUGAGACCCACGAGACUGGAACCACCAACACGGCCACGACUGCCUCCUCAAACAUGGGCUCGGGCCAGACAGAAACUUCACAGAAUCCGCAAAAGGCCGCCUCCAGCCCGCCACCAGAGACCCACGAGACAGGAACCACGAACGCGGCAACGACAGCCUCUUCCAGCAUGGGCUCGGGCCGGACCGGCACCACCAACACCUCGACCACGGCCCGCUCCAACAUGGGCUCCGACUGGACGGGCACCGUGCAGAGCGCGCAGUCCGGCCAGGAGGCACUCCGGAGCGGAGUGAGCAGCCCCACUUGCCCCGACUGCCCCCAGUCCCAGCGCACCACGGCCUCGGCCGCCCAGACAGAGACCGUGUGCUCGAACCCGCCCUGCGAGACCCACGAGACAGGAACCACCAACACAGCCACCACGGCGGCUUCCGGCAUGGGUUCCACGGGACAGAGCGCACAGAGGGUGUGCUCGAACCCGCCCUGCGAGACCCACGAGACAGGAACCACCAACACAGCCACCACGGCGGCUUCCGGCAUGGGCUCCACGGGACAGAGCGCACAGAGGGUGUGCUCGAACCCGCCCUGCGAGACCCACGAGACGGGAACCACCAACACAGCCACCACGGCGGCUUCCGGCAUGGGCUCCACGGGACAGAGCGCACAGAGGGUGUGCUCGAACCCGCCCUGCGAGACCCACGAGACGGGAACCACCAACACAGCCACCACGGCGGCUUCCGGCAUGGGCUCCUCGGGACAGACGGAAGCUGUGCAGAGGGUGUGCUCGAACCCGCCCUGCGAGACCCACGAGACGGGAACCACCAACACGGCCACCACUGCCACGUCCAACAUGGGGGACAACGGAGCCCAGCAAGCAGAUGAAGCUGCCCAAGAGGAGGCAGUAACCACGGCAGCAGCAGAAGCCACACCCCCUCCUGCCCCUGUCACUGUAUCCAUGGUGACGCCCCCUCCUGCCAACACCACCAUGCAGACCCGCGCAGUCACCAUGGUUACACAGUCCACGCCCACGCCGGGUCCCGCUGUACCAUCGAUCUCCUCCAUCACAGAAGGAGGUUCAGCCUCCCUUGAAGACUCGGGUCCGGCAGACUCCAGCCAGCCCUCCUCCAGCCUCGACGCUGAGGGGCCACAGCAGGAGGGCCCGUCCGAGGCGGAGCUCCCCGGGGCCUCGGAGCCCAUGCAGACAGAGCCCUCGGAGCCCCAGCCAGAGCUCAUGGAGACCGGGGGAGGAGGAGAGCAGGAGCCAGCUCAGGAGCUGCAAGCUGGGAUGGAUGCCAGCGAGAGCCAGGAAGGUGCAGGAGACGUGGGGUCCGUGAGCGGGGGCGUGGAUCCGCUGUCUCUCCCCCAGGAGCUGAUGUCGGAGGGCCAGGCCACAGGAGGGGCCGCGUUGAUGGUGACGGGUCUCACCCCUGAGGAGCUGGCCGUCACGGCCGCCGCGGAGGCAGCAGCGCAGGCAGCCGCCACAGAAGAGGCCCAGACCCUGGCGAUUCAGGCAGUGCUGCAGGCCGCACAGCAGGCAGUGAUGAGGCAGGACGGUCAGCACACCCCGGUCUCCACCACCAUUCCCAUCGUGCUGACCCAACAGGAGCUGGCCGCUCUGGUGCAGCAGCAGCACCAGCUGCAGGAGGCGCAGGCGCAGGCACAGGCAGCCGCAGCAGCUGCAGCAGCAGCGCAGCAGAGCCAGUCCCAGGCAGCCCUGCCCACCGAGGGCCUGGCGCCGGCAGACAGCCUGAACGACCCGGCCAGCGAGAGCAACGGGCACAGCGAGCUCGCCAGCGCCGUCACCAGGGCCGUGGCGGGACUGCUGCCAGCGGGGGCAACACCGCCCAGCGAGAGUCUGGCCCCCUCCAGCUCCUUUGCUCCUCCGGUUCCCGUGGCUGUGGCUGUGGCCAGCCCAGCGAAGAUGCAGGCAGCCGCUGCCCUCGCGGACGUAGCCAAUGGGAUCGAGUCUGCAGCCGGGAAGCAGGCGCCAGCCCCUGCCCCCCCCAGGCCCCCAGUGAAGAAGGAGAACCAGUGGUUCGACGUGGGGGUCAUCAAGACCACCAACAUGGUGGUGACUCACUUCUACCUGCCAGCGGACGAUGCGCCUGCCGGAGACGACGACUCGGCUCCCGUCCCGGAUUACAACCAGCUGAAGAAGCUGGAGCUGCAGCCCGGCACGGCGUACAAGUUCCGCGUGGCCGGAAUGAACGCCUGCGGCCGCGGCUCCUUCAGCGAGAUCUCCGCCUUCAAGACCUGCCUGCCCGGGUUCCCAGGAGCCCCCUGUGCCAUCAAGAUCAGCAAGAGCCCGGACGGAGCUCACCUGACGUGGGAGCCCCCCUCUGUCACCUCUGGGAAGAUCAUAGAGUACUCCGUGUACCUGGCGAUCCAGAGCAGCCAGGCUGGGGAGCCCAAGGCAUCUUCCCCGGCCCAGCUGGCGUUCAUGCGGGUGUACUGCGGGCCCAGCCCCUCCUGCCUGGUGCAGUCCUCCAGCCUCUCCAACGCACACAUCGACUACACCACCAAGCCCGCCAUCAUCUUCCGCAUCGCCGCGCGCAACGAGAAGGGCUACGGCCCCGCCACGCAGGUCCGGUGGCUGCAAGAGUCCAGUAAAGACGGUUCGGCUGCCAAGCCAGCAGUGAAGAGACCGGUCUCCUCAUCCCCUGAAGUGAAACCCUCCGGUCCAAAGAAGGCAAAAUCUGACGGCCAGUAACGUCUCGGGCCAUGACUUCCUGUUACCCCAAACCCUCCCCCAGUGAGAUCACCCCAAAAACAGAGAGGGGGGGGGGGGGGGGCAAAGUGGGGGCCGCAGCACCCCCUCUCCAAACACACAGGAGCGGAGAGAGAGACGUUUUUCAACUUCAUUUUGUAUCGCUAUUACAAUUAUUACUAUUGCAAUGAAGAUGGUGACCGUGUUGUUGUUUAGAAGAGAGAGAGGAAAGCACUUUUUUUUUUUUUUUUUUUUUUUACCAUUGGUUGUUUUUGAUAAUGAACUAAAAACAACAACAAACUUAUUUGCUUUACUUUGUUUUGGUCUUUUUUGUACAGAGCUGCCACAGCAUGUGUUUUUACUGUCAUUAAAUACAACAAUGCUUUUUCAAUCUUUUAUUUUUAUUAGUACUUCAACUUCCCUCCUCCUCCUCCUCCUCCUCCAUCUUAACAAAUACAAUUAAAGUGAAAAUAAAUCUACUCGGGCGAGGGUGAUGUCAUCACAACUCUCGCCUGUUUACUAUUUGCAAAUCUAGUUUAAGAAAAUGCAAGUGAAACAAAUGCUAUUAAUUAAUAAUUAAGAAAUUGAUUAAAAAAAAAAAAAAGCACUUGUUUUUCUGUUCUUUUAAAUAAAAGCAUGCGAUGGAAAUAUUCAAGACAAAUUGAAAGGAGAGAAUUCCGAUGAUGGGAUUCUCUCUCUCUCUCAAGCACUGUGCGAUCUCUCUGGGAAAUGAUGAAGAGGAGGAGGAGGAGGAAGACAAGCUUUUGUUUCCAUUCUCAAUACAGUGUUGCAAAGUUGUCUUAUAUGUGAGUCUGCCGUCCCAAGCUUCACUCUUUCGAUUUGGGAGGACUGUGAAGUAAUAGAUUUUUUCAUUUUUUUUUUUUUGUGUGUGUAUAAUUUGUUUUUAUAGUUUUUUUUUUUUUGCUUUUGGUUUUUUUCUCAUAGGACAAAAAAAAAAUUGAAGCAAGGUUUUGUUAAAUCUUGUGUGCUUAAUUUUUAUUUUUUUUUUCACAAAAGGAAUAUGCUUUUUUUUUUUUUUCGGGAGACCUCGUUGGAUAUCGUCUUGACAGAAGAACUGUUUAAAAAAAUAACACAGAAUGGGAGGAGGGAGGACUAUCUGUUUUUGUUUCGUUUUCUUUUCUGUACGCCAAAGUGUUGACUUUCGGGGGGGGGAAUUGUUCAGUCUUUUUCCAUCAACUUACCUUCCCUGAUGUUUCCCCUCCUCUCCCUCUUUCUCUCUCUCUCUCCCUCUCGCGCUCUCUCUCUCGUUUUAAAAGCUACUUAUUUGAAAUAUACAUUGCAGCCUUUUUCUAAGCAGUUUAGAAAAGAAAAAAAUACUUUUUUUUUUUUUUUUUUCGGAGGUUGGACGAUAACAUUUUUUGUUCUGUAAUUUGCAGAAAGUUGUCUGUGAGGAGAGGAGGGGGAAUGAGUGAGUGAGAAAGGAGGGGAGUGCUGUGUGUUUUUUUCGGGGGGGCCUCUGUUUUUGGAAUGAGAUGCAAGGAUUGGCCUAGCCAAGUUUUUGAGCUCAAUUGUAAAUUUAGUUCUUUCAGAUAGUAGCCAGAAGAUUACAAAAAGAAACAAAAAAAGAAUAAAAUCUUGGCCUUUUUUUUAUAUAAUUACCUGUAACAAAAAAAAAAAAAAAAAAAAAAAAAAUCUGUUUUUACAUGUUGGUCAUUUCUUGAUUGCCUCUUUUUGUGUCUUGACAUAAAAAACAAAACAGAAAUA
Acipenser ruthenus (sterlet) is the source of this 8436-nucleotide messenger RNA. RefSeq names its product host cell factor 1. Gene Ontology annotation, cellular component: histone methyltransferase complex. The transcript has 28 exons. Bases 823 to 6714 code for a protein of 1963 amino acids. Gene Ontology annotation, molecular function: transcription coactivator activity; protein binding. NCBI's taxonomy places the organism in Eukaryota, Metazoa, Chordata, Actinopteri, Acipenseriformes, Acipenseridae. Gene Ontology annotation, biological process: regulation of DNA-templated transcription; chromatin remodeling. The record is from RefSeq and is a predicted model, not a curated record.